Cercocebus atys (sooty mangabey) is the source of this 1536-nucleotide messenger RNA. RefSeq lists its product as uncharacterized. Gene Ontology annotation, cellular component: membrane. The record is from RefSeq and is a predicted model, not a curated record. NCBI's taxonomy places the organism in Eukaryota, Metazoa, Chordata, Mammalia, Primates, Cercopithecidae. The transcript has 7 exons. Gene Ontology annotation, molecular function: G protein-coupled receptor activity. Gene Ontology annotation, biological process: G protein-coupled receptor signaling pathway.
AUGAAGGGGCUGCUUUCAAAGGAGUGGAAAGGGCCCUGGGUCCUGGCCAAGCUCUUGAGUUACUUUAACAGGACCUGGGUAGGCCUGGUCAGUUCUGACAAUAGCAACUUUGAGUGGCUGGAGCAGCAGCUGCAGAAGCAGAUUGGGGACGAGGGUGGCUGCGUGGCCUUCUCAGAGAUCAACAGUGUAGAUGACAGCAUCAACAGCAUGGCGAACAUCACCACCCAAACGCCUGCUGCCAUGGUCAUCAUCUAUGACUGCUACCGUUUUCACUUCAGACUCCUGGUGGGAGCCCUUCAGGGAAACAAUGUGACUGGAAGGACGGAAGGACGGAAGGACGGAUUUCCUGUUGGCGCUGUGCCCAGCCCCGUAACCAGGCAACAGUCUGAUGAGGAAGCUGUGGGAGGAGCUGCAGGGAUGCAGGGGGUCUGGAUUUGGGACUUCCAUCCAAAGUGCCAGAGAAGGGGCUUGGCAUCGCACAGGGCUGGAGAACAUGACCACUGCCCACCUAUCUGCCUUCAAACUUCUGGAUCUAACUGCCAUUUACCAAGCCCACCUGGCAGCCAAAGCCCUGUGGGUCGCCUAUCCGAACUUGAUGUCCUGCUGUCCAAGAGAGGGACCGUUCCUGGGAGGCACGUAUGCCAAUGCGUGGGAAGCCAGGCCUUCUCAGCUUUAUCCAGGUGGUUUGACGCUGCUGCUAAUAAUGGUGAUGACAUCAAAACAGCCAAGGGCCUUAGAAAUCUGCUGGUCCAACACGAAGCAGAGAGAUCACAGAAAAAGAGAGGCAGAGCUGGAAGAGAAUGCAAUUGUCCUGACAUCCAGCCACUACAUGCCAAUGCUAACAUGCAACAAAGACCAUAUGAGAUUCACAGUAGGAAAGAGUUAACCACCAAGUUAGAAAACUGUGUGUGUCUGGGGGAAAUGAAUAGACAAACAGACAAAGGAGGGAGAUUGGAGCAAGAAGACCAGGUUCAGAAUCCAGAUAGUGUUGUGUGUCAGAAGUGCUCUGACAACCAGUGGCCCAAUGUGCAGAAGAGAAAGUGCAUCCCCAAAACCCUUGACUUCUUGUUCUAUCACAAGCCCCUUGACACGGCAUUGGCUGUCUGCACAGCCCUGCUCUUCCUCCUUGCCCUGGCCAUCUUAGGCAUCUUCAUCUGACACCACCACACUCCUAUCAUCUGAGCCAACAACUGCCAGCUCAGCUACCUCCUGCUGUCCUCCUUGGCCCUCAGCUUCCUCUGCCCCUUCAAGUUCAUUGGCCACCCAGACCCCAUCACCUGUGCUGUGCACCAGGCAGCCUUUGGGGUCACCUUCACGGUCUGCAUGUCCACUGUGCUGGCCAAGACCAUCGUGGUGGUGGCAGCCUUCCAUGCCACCCAGCCAGACACCCAGCUUAGGAGGCAUGCCCAUAGCAAAGACACCACGGCCGUGGAGGUCUUUUUCAUCUUGGCAUCAGGAGGAGGACUCAUGUCCUCCCUCUUCCUUCCCAAAUGCUACAUCAUCCUUCUCCAUCCUGAAAAGAACACAAAAGACUAA